Molecule: messenger RNA, 2352 nt
Organism: Impatiens glandulifera
Lineage: Eukaryota; Viridiplantae; Streptophyta; Magnoliopsida; Ericales; Balsaminaceae
Product: serine/threonine-protein kinase Nek6-like
Exons: 13
Coding region: 297-2021 (574 amino acids)
Biological process (GO): protein phosphorylation
Molecular function (GO): ATP binding; protein kinase activity
Source: RefSeq, a predicted model, not a curated record
UAAAACCCACUUUUGGUAUUAAUACUUAAAUCAAGUUGCUUUCUUUUGUGUACCUUUGCACGACCCACACACAAGAAAUUUGUUGUUGGUGCCAUAAUUGUUUGGACUGUAGCUUUACUCAGAGUCGUUUUUACCCCCCUUCUCUUACCUACCAUCCAAACCCACAUAAGAACAAUUAAUUGCCAGAAUCAUUUAUCCCGACUUUCAUUCGCCAAAUUGCGGGCAUCGCAGGGCAAGACAGUUCUUCGUCGUCUUUGGACCAAACCAACAAUCUCACUCUCGGAGAUACUAUUACUAUGAUGGAGACAGACAACGCUGAUAAAUGUUCUAAGAUGGACGAUUAUGAGCUUAUUGAGCAAAUUGGAAGAGGUUCUUUUGGCGCCGCCUUCCUUGUUCUCCACAAAGAUGAGAAAAAGAAGUACGUGUUAAAGAAGAUCCGUUUGGCUAAGCAGACAGACAAGUUCAAGAAGACAGCACUUCAGGAGAUGGAGUUGAUAGCAAAGCUAAGUCAUCCAUACAUUGUGCAAUAUAAAGAUUCUUGGGUAGACAAGGGAUCAUCCUGUGUAUGCAUAGUGACUAGCUACUGUGAAGGAGGAGACAUGGCUGCGAUUUUGAAGAAGGCUAAAGGGUCGUAUUUCCCAGAGGAGAAAUUGUGCAAAUGGCUUACUCAGCUCUUGUUAGCUGUGGAAUAUCUACAUACGAACCGCGUUCUUCACAGGGAUCUUAAGUGUUCCAACAUAUUCGUCACAAAAGACAAUGAUAUUCGCCUUGGUGAUUUUGGGCUAGCUAAAUUUCUCAACUCAGAUGGCCUUGCUUCCUCGGUGGUUGGCACUCCCAACUAUAUGUGCCCUGAGCUUCUGGCAGAUAUUCCCUACGGUUACAAAUCAGAUAUAUGGUCACUCGGUUGUUGCAUGUUUGAGAUGGCUGCUCACCAACCUGCAUUUAGAGCUCCUGAUAUGGCUGGACUUAUCAACAAAAUCAAUAGAUCCAUCUUUUCUCCAUUACCAAUCAUGUAUUCGGCCACAUUGAAACAGAUUAUUAAAAGCAUGUUGAGGAAGAACCCAGAGCAUAGACCAAUUGCUGCAGAGUUGUUGAGGAAUCCCCAUUUACAACCUUACUUACUUAAGUGUCAGACUGCAUCCUUUGUCUUUCUUCCAGUAAAAUCCAACAGCCCAAAAUCUAAAACUACAGUUCAAAUUCAGUCACCAGGAAGAUUCAGUAACAAAGAAAGAGUUGGUGUAGAUUUGUUGAAGAAAAAUGGUCGUAGGAAGUCAGUUUCUCUUCCCAUAAAAGAAGACAAUCUUGACGACGCUAGGAAAUCGUGCUCUGAAGGAAGUCUUAUCCAUAGCAACGAUUCACACAAUCUCUCGAAUGGAGAAAAGUUGGAGAAUUCGGAUCUUUCUUCACGAUUCGAAAGUGUGGAUGCUCAAAAUGCCAGAAGCAGCAUAUCCAGUAGUUUAUUCGAGGAAAGUCAAGAUUCUCAACCAGAACCUUAUUCGGAUGAGCAAUGUAAUGGACAUAAUAAUAAAAUGGAGAAAGAUUCUGUUGUAUCACCAUUGAACAUUGCCGAAACCAGCGAUUCAACUCAGCCGAAGGCGUAUCCAUCCAUUGAUGAAGAAAUAGAAAAUUCUGACGAUACCCAUUUGGAUUCAGAGAAACACAUGAUAGCUGCUGAUUCAUACAAAGAGGUAGAGGAAAUGGGUAUAAAGGUGGUAGAAGGAGAGAAAGGAGAUGUUGAUGACGAGUCGAGUGGAAUUUCAUUGCUUAGAGCCAUGGCUAAUGCAGCAGCAAAUGGAGAGAGUGGUGAUGGAAGGUUCAAAUGGGAGAAUAUGAGUCAGCAAAGGGCAGAUGCUCUAGAAUCUCUACUUGAGUUAUGUGCGAAACUGAUGAAACAAGAUAAGCAUGAAGAGCUGGCUGGUAUUCUGAAGCCAUUCGGGCAAGAGACUGUCUCAUCCAGGGAAACUGCAAUCUGGCUGACUAAAAGCCUCAUGGCACAUAAAUUUGCUGGGGGAAACCAAUGAUUGACUGUAGGUACCAUUUAAUUAUUGUGGGUACCAUUUUUCUCAGGAUUGUUUAUCAAGAGUGUGUCUGUGUGACUUUGUGAAAUGGGUUUGUAUAGUUUGCUUCUUCUUUUUUCAUUAACAACUUUGUGCAAAAAGAAAUGAGGGAGAAAUGCAUGUUCUCAAUAGUGCAUAUGGAAUUAUUUAUGAAUCCCUCAAUUUGUGGCCCAUCUAUCUCUCAUACCAACAAACUGUUAGUAUUGAAAAUGAUAUGUAGAAUUGACUCUUUUUUAAAGAGUAGAGUAUUGAUUGUGAGCAAGUCUUGAAUAAUACUGAUUAUAUGUUUCUGUUA